Drosophila virilis is the source of this 2035-nucleotide messenger RNA. It is a transcript of the gene Sp212, whose product is annotated as Serine-peptidase 212. The record is from RefSeq and is a predicted model, not a curated record. Lineage: Eukaryota; Metazoa; Arthropoda; Insecta; Diptera; Drosophilidae. Gene Ontology annotation, molecular function: serine-type endopeptidase activity. Gene Ontology annotation, biological process: proteolysis.
UCCAGUUUGCUUAGCAUACUAGCUUUGCAAUGCCGUCGACGCUAACCGGGACUGAGCGCAGUCGAUUGCAGUUAUAUUCGCCCAUUGACGCUCGUCGCGUGUGCAUUAAACAGACAAGAUUUCAAUUAGACUUUCGUACUUUUUGUUUUUAGUUCAGUUUUCGUUGUUUUUUCUUCUAUACUAUAGCUGGCGAUGAGCACGCAACUACGGCUGCUGCUUGUGGCCAUCGUGUUAAUGGCAUCCGUUGCUCAGCGUCUGCCGGAGAACUCGUGCGCAAAGUACUUUCAGUAUGUCCAAAAUGGCAUUGGCAGCUUUCAGGGCGAGGUGACUCUUGCCUUGCAAAAUGGCCGCAAUCGCAUCGAUGUGCGGUUCUCGAUGCGCGGCAUUAUAGAUGUAACUGUAAUGGGCGCCUUGCAGCCAUAUCCCGAUGAGGCUACAGCGCGCGCCAGUUUGGGUGCUGCUAAGUUUCGGCUUAGCCUCUGGCCGGAUGUGUCGGGUGUACUGCCCAAGCUAACGAGGUUGGCAUUCAAUGAUUUUACGCUUUGCACAGCCAGCGAAUACGAUCCGCCCACCAGUUUCUUCAAUCGCUUUUACGAGUUCCACAUUAACAAUCUGCAAUCACCGCGUUGGCUCGUUCCCACGCCUGUGGGGCAAACAUUUUCGCAGGGACAGACCGAUGUGGAGAUCAAAACAGUUAUCUUUGAUGGAUCGGAGGACGCAAUAGCUCAUAUUCUGUCCGAUUUUGUCAAUGAACAGCGCUCCACCACAGCUGCUGCUUGGUCACCUUGGCAGACGGCAAUAGUAAGGGGUACUACAAGCUCCGUGGUUCGACAAAGUUGGCCCCCAUCGACAACACCAACAGUACCUAUUGCUUCCCCCGCCCCUUGGCCCUCAGCAACGCCUGCGCCGCCAUUAACUCCAACUGCCAAUUGGUUGAAUCCUAAAGCCGUGUCGUCACCAAGUGCUUCCAAGUCAACAUACGAGUGUGGCCAAGACGAAACGUUAGUACCCUUCAUACUACGAGGUGAAGGAUAUCCGCGUGGCAGGUUCCCUUGGCUGACAGCUGUAUAUUACAAGCAGUCAUUUUCGUUUGACUUUAAGUGCGGCGGCUCGCUGGUCUCGACCAGUGUAGUUAUCACGGCCGCCCACUGUGUCUACAAUGUAAAGGAGGAUCGGGUUAGGGUAGGGGUGGGUCGCUAUGAUUUGCGUGAUGACAAGGAAGAAGGUGCUGAGGCGCGCGACGUAUCACGCAUUAGGGUGCAUCCGGAAUUCUCCAUGCGCGUGCAGCUACAGCCGGAUUCGGAUAUUGCGCUGCUCACAUUAGAAACUCCAGUAAUCUUCAAUGACAUAAUCAGUCCUAUUUGUCUGUGGGAAGCAGCUGAGACCGAAAUUGCAGCCGAAGUCGGCUCCAUUGCCGGCUGGGGAACGGAUGAGAAAGGCAACGAUGUGACACGUUAUCCGCAUGUUGUCGAGGCGAAGAUUGCCAGCGAGGCGGAUUGUGCAAAUAGCUGGAAUGGCCAGAGGGUUCUCGUCCGCACGCUGUGUGCCAGCAACCUAGAUGGUUCUGGUCCAUGUCUUGGUGAUUCUGGUGGUGGCUUGAUGAUUAAACACAACAACCGCUGGCUGCUCCGGGCAGUUGUAUCUCAGGGCAAGCGGAGCCCAACUGAGUUCUGUAAUCACACCGUGUAUGUGCUGUAUUGCGAUCUUGCCAAGCAUAUGAACUGGAUUAGCCAGAACAUAAACUAGAGUCUACCAAAUUGUUUUAGAUAUAUCAUUAUAUAUUAAAAGAGGCUAUGCCAUACAAAAUUCACGCUAGACUCAGGUAAAAAUACGUGCUGGAGGGAGGUUCCCAACAACAAAAAUGCACUAAUUCAAUACAACAUUUUUCCAAUUGAGUGUAAAUUACGUAUUAUGUUAAAUGUUAUGCCGUACGUAGGCUUAAAACGACACAACGACUCUUCAAUGCUCUUAUAUUUUGCAAUUAUUAAUAAUAAUAAAUAAAUAUACAAGUGUGCACUACCUUUUUAUAAAGUCA